AUGCCGCCCAAGAAGCUGUCCAUAUCGCGCAUACGGGCAGAUAGCAGUGUGCGCAGCCACGAUCCCGAUCUCAAUCGCCGCCCUUCCUCCUUGUCGCACAGCCAAUCCACUUCAUCCAACUCCCGUGUCGCCAGUCAGCGACAUCGCUCGUCUGCUUCAUCCACGACACCUCGUAAAAGUACGCAAUCCAACGCACCAUCCAAGUCGAGCCGACCCAAACGAUCCACACAGCCCAAAGCAAGCGCUCGCAUCCUGCACAUCUACCAGGACGACAUCGAGGAAACACGAGUGCAGAACCGCUUUGCUCCCGAUCCACGCACGCAGCGCCAAAACGUAUCCUACCGUCCUCUCACUCUCACACAGAAAGCUUGGCGAGAUGGCUCGCUCUUUCAAUACCCCACCCUCAGCGGUAUGUGCUGCUCCAUCAUAGCCUCGUGCUUUGACGCUCUCUUACCGUCUCGGGAUCAUUUCAACGCUGCCGCUGCUCCAAUCGACUCCUCAAGCAGCAGCCGUUCAAUACGCAACUCGCACACGCACCCUCUCAAGACUCGCUCCAAUCCUCGCAAGCGAUCUAGAGCCAGAGCCUUUGGUGAAACUCCUGACUUGGACGACGACGACGAGCACGACUAUGUUCCCAGCGACGACGAGACAUUGGCUCUCACCCCCUCGUCCGUAUCCUCGCACCGCCGCACAUUCCCCGCUCGCGUAUCCUCAUCUACAAGCACCAAGAGUGACGCCAUCUCGAGUCAGCUCUUGGCUGGCUGGACCACCUCCGAUCUGCACUACCUCACUCGCAAGACAUCCGAGCAGCUCAAGUUGCUCUCCCCGGCCGCAUCGUUCCUUCUCUUUCAAGCUCUGGUCGACCAAGCGCCGCAGUACCUCACCAAGACAGUCGUCAGCAACUACUUUCUCCCCUCGAUCCUAGCCAGCUCAACAUCGUCAUCUUCGGCUACCACAGCUGCAAAGACACACGUCUGGUUGCCAGCCUCAAUCCCCUUGUUGUCUCACGACAAGUCGGCCGCAUCUUUUCUCGUCGCCCACCUCACCAAUGCGCUCACAUCUUUUCGCGAGCAUCCGCCGUCGAUCUUGAGCCAAGCUUCGGCUCAAGACAUGCCACUUGCUGCUCUUCCAUCUACGCUCGUCCUGGCUCGACCGGCGACGUUCGCUUUGCGUUGCCUCCAGCUUCACGGCCUCACGCGCUUGCAAGACGGCACUCUUGCCCGCUUCUUCGAGGCAGCAAUCGCUCCUGCCCAGAGGCAAGCCAUACUUUGUCUUGAAAUCGUCUCUCUGCGUGGGUGUGUGGCGAUCGGCGACCGCACCGUGAGCGCCAUCUGCCGCUCCACCGCCACAACACUGCGCUACCUGAAUUUGGACUGUACCGACAUCACUGCCGACUCGGUGACACAGAUUAUGAAGCUCCUGCCUGACCUACACACGCUCAAGCUGGGUUACAACGACAACCUCUCGGACAAGACGCUUCAACGGGCUUUACAGGCACCUAGCGUCGGUGGCACUCUCCCCUUUUCCAAACUGGUCAAUCUUCGUCUACGUCAGUGUGGUCAGGUCUCGGAUGUUGGUGUUGCGUGUUUCCUCAGGUACGCUUAUAGAACGCUCGAGGUGCUUGAUAUUUCCGGCACGGGUGUUGGAGGCGCCAAUGCGCAUCAGCCUGACUGGAGCAUCUUGCUCAUGAGUUUCUUUCCCAUGGGUCUAUCUGACGCUCCGGAUGCUGCAAGGACAACUACUUUGGCGCUGAGAAAGCUCAACCUACUCGAUACGAACGUUGACUACGACUCGCUGAUCAAGUUGAUCGAUCGAUCGCCCAGUAUGGAUACACUUUUGCUUCGACAGAUGCGCAGCCGACUCACUCGAGAUGGGAUGAUCGGCUUGCUUGAAAGGCUGGUUUCGCACACGGAUCGCGGUUGGCGCCAACGCGCUUGCGCUUGGAAGCGUUUGCAUUUGCGCAUCCUCGACGUAGGCGAUGAAUUUGCCGACUUGUUUCCGCAGCUUCUCAGCAUGUUUCCGCGACUGAGCAUCGACAGCCUCAAGUCGUCGCAAACUCAGACGAGUUUCUUCUACCAUGUGCCACAUCGCAUGCGUCCGGGAACGGCGAUUGUCGAGCACCUCGAGCUUGCGCAUGCACGACUUUGCGAGCACGCAUGGCGCUUUUUGGGUCGGAUCACUACACUCCGCACGCUCGAUCUCAGCGACACGGCUGUACCAGAAAACAUCGUAGCCGACACAAUCGCCGCCAAUCCGUUUCUCGAGACCAUCGAUCUCACGCAUUGCAGGCACGUCAGCAUCUCAACGCGUAGAAAUGCGUUUCGUCUCGUCGCACACACGUAG
Mycosarcoma maydis (corn smut) is the source of this 2343-nucleotide messenger RNA. RefSeq lists its product as uncharacterized. Gene Ontology annotation, cellular component: SCF ubiquitin ligase complex. Lineage: Eukaryota; Fungi; Basidiomycota; Ustilaginomycetes; Ustilaginales. The coding region runs from base 1 to 2343 and encodes 780 amino acids. The transcript is spliced from 3 exons. Gene Ontology annotation, molecular function: protein binding. The record is from RefSeq and is a predicted model, not a curated record. Gene Ontology annotation, biological process: SCF-dependent proteasomal ubiquitin-dependent protein catabolic process.